AUAUGCAAUGCAAUGGUUUUGAUUUGAUUAUGGUUUUUAGUUAGUGGCAAGUUGAUGUUGGAUUUAUUUAUGAAAGUUGUUUACCUUUUCGUGUUACCUUGUUAUAUUUUUUUAUCUUACCUACAUCUAUAUUGUGACUUGUAAUUAAAAUAUAAAAAUGGAAAACUUAGAAGAAAAAGUGAUUAUGACACCGAAAUGUAAAACACCCACAUCAACCACAAUAGUUGUGGAAAGAAAGGUGGUUGAUGCUGCACCUAGUGACAAAAUACAUGUCGCGGGGGGAGACCAUACUGGUAUCAUAAUAAACAAGGAAAAAGUAUAUGAGAAUGGAGUAACAGAGCCAUGCCAUGCACAAUUAGAAUUCUGUGUCUACUUGGUGUCAGCUGCCACUGGUUCACACACACGGGAGGCGAGAGCACUAAGGUUCUGGUUCAAACCUGAAGUACCAAGAGAUGAAUGUCCCCAUGAGGCACAGGGCUUUUUUCGUGAACUUGUUAGUCCACAGGACUUUCCUAAAGAUUAUGUUGGUUUCAUAAAAAAAAUCAUGAAACUAAUGCAGAAUAAAUAUCAUCAACUUAAAAUAUUGGAAGUUGAACUCAGACAAGAGGUUUGCGGACCCCCACCACAAGAAUCAAAUGGAGUUAUGUCCAGUAAAGGCCUUAUAUACAAGUAUUCUAAUGGAUCUUUCAUUGAAGAUAGUGUUUUAAAUCAAACACAAUUUAUAUCGGAGCAAAGAGUGUUGGAUAUGAUUGAGAAUGCAUAUCCCAAUCCAUUGACUGUAGAAGAUUUUGUCACUGUUGGAAAAUGGUCAAAAGCAGAGGUCAAAGAUGCAUUAGAAGCUUUGGAAGAAAAAGGUCUGACAAGAGCUAUGUCGGAGGGUUUAUAUAUACGACAACAUAGCAUUGACACACAGGUAGUGAAACAAAUGCCCACACUUUGCUCGUCACGGCAACCAAGCAUCGCCAUCAUCACAGCGUUGUACUGUGAGAAGCAAGCCGUUGACGCCAUGAUGGAUAACCAAGAGACAUAUGUCCGUUAUACCACUGUUGGUGAGUCCAACGUGUAUACCCUGGGUACGAUCGGCAUGCAUCGCGUGGUUACCACAAAGCUGCCGUCAGUGGGCCGAACCAGGGAGGCAAUGACCGCAGCUGGCAACACCACAACAAGACUGCUCGGAAUAUUCCAGAAGGUGGAGUACGUGUUUUUAGUGGGCGUGGGCGGCGGCGUGCCCCACUACACAGAUUACUCGCGACACGUGCGACUCGGUGACGUAGUUGUCUCGACGCCGGCGACAGAUUUGAAUGACAAGUAUGUUUACAUUUUCUGUGAGAAAGCAGAACGUAAUGACAAAGGUGGAUGGGAUUAUGAAGUGAAACCGUAUAAACCGGCCAAUUUCCUGCUUCAAGACAUCGCGCUACGUCUAAUGAAGACUGAAGCAUCUUUCAGCUUGUAUGUUAACGAAGGUCUGCAGCGGCUGCGCGGAGUGCCGGGUCGCUGGGAGGCUCCGGAGGACGCCACUGACCGGCUCAGUGUUGACGUCGGUGAUGGCGUCUUCAUUGAGGUGUCGCAUCCCGCGCCACAGGGACACCACAGCCGCAGCCGCGUGCACUGCGCGCCGGUGUGCGGGGGGCGCGCGGUGGCGGGCGGGGGCGAGGCGCGCGCCGCGUUCGCCGCACACGCCCGCGCCCGCGCAUACGACUGCGAGCUCGACGCCGUGCUCGACAGCGUCGUAGGCAACUGCAAGGACUGCUUCAUAUCCAUCAGAGGUAUAUCAGACUACCGCGACGGUACACGCGGCAAGGAGUGGCAGGCGCACGCCGCGCUCGCAGCCGCAGCCGUGAUGAAGGCCAUCAUUGUCGCCAUGGACCCUCCAACAGACUAAAAUCCCACGCAACAAGCAUAUCAUUAGCACCCCCUAGAUUAAACACGAACGGCACUACACCUUGUUUCCUUCAUUUACAACUUAGUUGUAGGUAUUUAUAUUUAAAAACAACGAUUUUUUAAUAUAUCGGUUGCAUAGAAAAUUUCAAAGUAAAAACUUGCAAAGAACUCUAUUGGCUAUGAGUUCAGUGUUGACAUUAAAAAACAACUGUUAAAGUCUUUAACUUAUACAAUAUUUUAUUAUAUACAUAUUUAUAUAUUUCCCAUAUACAUGUAUAUCCUAAUUUGUUACUUUAUACAUUGUUGUAAUAUUUAAAAUAUAUAAUAACCUGAAAAAGAUGUUGGAAGCGAAAGUCAGUUCUAGAUUCGUAAAGCAAGAUGACGUUUUAAAACAAGAUUAUUUGUCAAACCUAUUUUUAGGAAAAAAAAAUAUCGCUUGAAUGUGUUCUGGAUACUGUUUUGUUCCAUUUUUCAAUGUGUAAUAACAUAAGUACAAUCGUUAUUUUUCCUUAUAUAAAUGGAACGUCUUAAAACCCUUUAUCCACUGGCGCGACCAGACGCACUGCUAGUCGCUUAAUAUUGUACUUUGUUGUUACAAUUAUCAAAAUUUACAGAUUUUCUCAGUUGGUUAAAAAGGGAAAAUAUUUGAAUAUUAAUUUUAACAUAAAUAAAUUGAAGGCUGCAAACUUAUUUACCAGUUUUUUGUACCAACAAUUUAGUUUAAACAAGGGCCCAAUAUCGUUGAAAAAUGUUAUUUAUCUCCACAUGUUAGUAACUUAUUGAAUUUAAUGAUAUACAGUGCACUCUAUAUAACGUCAAGGGACCGUACAUUUUGCGACGUUAUAACGAGUGGGCGUUAUACAGAGUUACAUUGUAAUUAGAAUGUUAUAAAUACGACUUCACUUGCCUUAUAGACGGCUGUUACAGCGUAUUGUUAUAGGAAAUGUUCAUUAUUAAUAAGAUUUAUUUACACCAUUUAGAUUGUAGUCGAAUUUAAACGUAGUGAGAUGACAUUCGUUAUGACAUUUAAUGCUUUUUUAAUUAUAUUUAUUUAAUGUUGCUGUUAUUUUACACUUUUUUUAAGUACAUUUUGGUAUGAAUUUCUACAAACAUUUGUGUAUGUGAAUUACAUGGUCUAUUUGUAUGUAAUAUUUUGACAGGUUUUAUGUUGCGGCUUGAAAGGUAAGGCAUCUUUUCAAAAACAUGUCAUAAAGUUUUAGGUUUUUUUUUUGCGACCAAAAAUAUUGAUGAUAUAUUAUCGGUGUAAUGCAUAGAAAAACUUUUUCAAGGUAAACCACAAUGUUAGUCAUAGUCAUAUGGGCUCAAAUCAGUCUUCCUAUAAAUAAUUUUCAGAUAACGUUCACUUAUAAUUUUUUUUAAACUAGGUUGUGAUAUUACAUCCAUUUUAAGUUUGCCUUCCGACCAAUAGUUGAGAAUCCUACUUUUUUAAUGCUAACAGGUUUUUCUAAGAUUUUGAUGAUUUUUCAUUGUUGAAACGAAAUAUAUUGUCUCUGGUUUAUACAAAGAUAAUAAGAGAUUAAACUAUGUUUUAAACGGUAACUUAGCAUUUGGUAAACCGUUUGUGCCUUUGACCUUUUAAUGUGUUCCAGUCUGCCUUUCGAUUUAUUGAGUACAUUUCGAUUUUUUUAAUAAAUCCAAUAAAUUAAAUUUUACCUUACAAAUGUUACAAAUGAUAAAAUAACUAUUAUUCCAGGAAUUGACUAAUUUAAGCAUAAUUAUAUUUUAUUAUUAACCUCCACUAUAAAGUUUAAAUUGUUUGCGUAUAACCUAAGUAUGUUGUUAUUUGACCGAUAUUUAUGAAAAAUUAUCAACUUUUGAUAAAAAUCAAUUAUCAUGUAAGUUGAUUUGAUAUUUUAAUCUGUGGUAAUUAAUGCCAUAAUUUGAUGAUAUUAGAUUUCGUAAAAAAAAGUUACCAAAUAUUAUUGCAUAAGAUGUGGCAACUCCAAAAAUGUUGCCAUAUCAAUUGAUCAGUGAUCCUUUACAAGAUUGAGUUGUUGAGGGUAUUUAUUAUAACAAUUUAUUCGCUUUAGAAGCAUUUUAUUAUAGUAAUUAUUUAUAGUAAAAUAUUAUUCACUGCCAUUGACGGCCUAUUUUAUAGAUCACUCUAGUAUUUUAAACCAAAGUUAAAAAUUCCGUAAAAAAUUUAAACAGGCCUAGUCGCCUUAGAUUAACAGUUUGUAAUAACCAUACUUAAAUAAGCUGGCAUAAAAUGAAAAAUUAUAACUUUAAAAACCAAAAACCCCGCUGACUUUUUGCCACUCAGAAAACGUUUGCUAACCGAAUGAUUUCUCAGUCUUCAAAAUAGGUCCCAACUUACAAACCGUUAUACUCAAAAACCAGCCCUCUUGACUUACUCGGGUCAAAAAGACACACUCCAGAGUAGGUAUUUUGUCUCGCGAGAACUUAUAAUAAACAGAAGCAAAAGAAAUCAAUGAUUGGCCUGUGCCAAUAUACUAUACCUGCCAGGUUCCUGUUAACCUGAAAAGCUCGGUCGUUUUAUCAGCUUCCGCUUUAUGUCUAGUAGAAGCAUUUUUUAAAAUAAUUACCAAGGGGUAUAUAAUACAUAAAAUUAUAAUUUUACACGCUAUUUUCAUUUUUUCCGGGACUUCCCCGUAUGUUAAUGAAAGCAGUUUCCCAUCUAAUGACUAAUUUUGAGGUUUCAUAAACCUCGAGUAAGUGAGUGUUUGAGACCUAAUGAAUCUAAGAUUCUUGAAUCUGGUGAAUGAAUUAUAAAGUGUUUAUAAUGAAAGCAUUUCAAGAUAUACAAAUCUCACGCGAGAGGUUAAUAUGCGUAAAAUAGGUCUUGUAAAAAUAUAAAAAUGUUCAUUUUGCCGACGUUCUUGAUAUUGCCAGUUUAUUUUAGUAUGUGUCUUAAAAUAGUGUUUUUGAUUCAUUGUAGUUUCCUUGGAUUACUAGAAAACGAAUUAGAAACAAUAAAUGUCUGACAUUUUAAAAUUCAUUUUAACUAUUUCUUAGUAAUUAUUGCAGAUUAUUUAAUAAUAUAUUUAAAUAUAGUUGUUUUACAUGUCAUGUAUUUGUAGUUUAUAUCGUAUUUAUACUAAAAGGGGAAACCCUAUGGAACGAAUCAUAAUUCAUAUGUUCUUUCCUUAAUUGCUUUUAUUACUUUGAGCUUUGUUUUGUAAUAGCACAUGUGUAUUAUGUAUAUCUAUUUAAUU
Messenger RNA from Papilio xuthus (Asian swallowtail), 5078 nucleotides. RefSeq lists its product as uncharacterized. The transcript is spliced from 14 exons. Gene Ontology annotation, molecular function: catalytic activity. The coding region runs from base 158 to 1882 and encodes 574 amino acids. The record is from RefSeq and is a predicted model, not a curated record. Lineage: Eukaryota; Metazoa; Arthropoda; Insecta; Lepidoptera; Papilionidae. Gene Ontology annotation, biological process: nucleoside metabolic process.